Macaca mulatta (Rhesus monkey) is the source of this 3300-nucleotide messenger RNA. Lineage: Eukaryota; Metazoa; Chordata; Mammalia; Primates; Cercopithecidae. The record is from RefSeq and is a predicted model, not a curated record.
AAAAGAUUAAUUUUUAAUUAAAAGGUAAGUCGCUUAACAUAUUCCAAAUGCAAAGUAAGCUUAGGGUAGCAUCAGGAAGUGUACUAGCUUGGUACUAGGUUAGCAAAUGAGCCUAUGGAUCUGUCUUUUAUUUCCUAUAUAAUGACCAUAUUUGAAGAUGCAUACACUGUAUUAACUGCUUUAUUUAUGUUUUAUUUAAAUCCCAAAUGAUACUAAAAAGAAAGCAUCAUGCCAUUUGUAUAGAAGAAGGAACUGAUGACCAGUUUACAUUGAUGAUCUAAGGUUAUACAAUUUAUCACUCAAGAAACAUUGAAAGUUUUUGACAAGGGAAGUAACAUGAUGGAAAAUGAGUUUAGGGGAGAAUGAAUUGGACCGUCAGCCUUUCAUGAACUUCUCAAAAGAACAGGAACAUGAGGAGGCAAAAUGGUGAUGCAAAUGCACAAUUCAGUCUACCACAAUACGACUAAAGCAAAACUUAUAAGCCAUGAAUGGAGAGUCCUUUUUCAGAAGCAAGGUAACCUGGACAUUACAAUGGUGACUUAUACAGAAGAAGAAUUUCUAUUUCAGGUUCACAAAUGGCACGUGCUUUUGUUCCCGCACCAAACCGAGGGUCGGGCUGCUAUUUUCACAGCCCAGUAACGAGAUGCAGAUAAACUGGGGAGGAAGAGAGUUUUCAUUUCUGUAACCGGUUACAGCGAAAAGACCUGGAAAUCACAACGUUUUCCAGAUCUUAAACGCCUUCUAAGCCAUAUGUCUGCGUGUAUCCAUUUUUCAGCAACAUUAAUCUUUUAAAACAAAGAAAAUGGAUUUCUUAAAUUCAUCGGAUCAAAACUUGACGUCAGAGGAACUGUUAAACAGAAUGCCGUCCAAAAUUCUGGUGUCCCUCACUCUCUCUGGGCUGGCACUGAUGACAACCACUAUCAACUCCCUUGUGAUUGCUGCAAUUAUUGUGACCCGGAAGCUGCACCAUCCAGCCAAUUAUCUAAUUUGCUCUCUUGCAGUCACAGAUUUUCUUGUGGCUGUCCUGGUGAUGCCCUUCAGCAUUGUGUACAUUGUGAGAGAGAGCUGGAUUAUGGGGCAAGUGGUCUGUGACAUCUGGCUGAGUGUUGACAUUACCUGCUGCACGUGCUCCAUCUUGCAUCUCUCAGCUAUAGCUUUGGAUCGGUAUCGAGCAAUCACAGAUGCUGUUGAGUAUGCCAGGAAAAGGACUCCGAAGCAUGCUGGCAUUAUGAUUACAGUAGUUUGGAUUAUAUCUGUUUUUAUCUCUAUGCCUCCUCUAUUCUGGAGGCACCAAGGAACUAGCAGAGAUGAUGAAUGCAUCAUCAAGCACGACCACAUUGUUUCCACCAUUUACUCAACAUUUGGAGCUUUCUACAUCCCACUGGCAUUGAUUUUGAUCCUUUACUACAAAAUAUAUCGAGCAGCAAAGACAUUAUACCACAAGAGACAAGCAAGUAGGAUUUCAAAGGAGGAGGUGAAUGGCCAAGUCCUUUUGGAGAGUGGUGAGAAAAGCGCUAAAUCAGUUUCCACACCGUAUGCACCAGAAAAGUCUUUAACUGACCCAUCAACAGACUUUGAUAAAAUUCAUAGCACAGUGAGGAGUCUCAGGUCUGAAUUCAAGCAUGAGAAAUCUUGGAGAAGGCAAAAGAUCUCAGGUACAAGAGAACGGAAAGCAGCCACUACCCUGGGAUUAAUCUUGGGUGCAUUUGUAAUAUGUUGGCUUCCUUUUUUUGUAAAAGAAUUAGUUGUUAAUGUUUGUGAAAAAUGUAAAAUUUCUGAAGAAAUGUCCAAUUUUUUGACAUGGCUUGGAUAUCUCAAUUCGCUUAUAAAUCCACUGAUUUACACCAUCUUUAAUGAAGACUUCAAGAAAGCAUUCCAAAAACUUGUGCGAUGUCGAUGCUAGUUUUAAAAAUGUUUAUUAUUGAAGGAUGGGGGUUUUUGAGGGGAGGAGUAACUAGAUGAAUGCUGAAUAAUAAAGCACUUAAGCUUUUAGAGGGAAAUACCUGAAUACUGCUAAAAUGAUAAGGCUAUAAUUUAUAUUUUAAUAGCAAUGUGAAUAUAAAAUUUAUUGAUCACCAUUAUUCUAGGGGACUCAAAAUUAGAAAAUAAUUUAUGUAGGUUAUAAACAAUAUUUUGCCUAUGCAAUGUUCCUAAAAAGUUGACUGGAAAAAAAAAUACAUAUAUACACAAUAUUAAUGACAGUGAUUUUCCAUGUUUAUGUCUCACAAUAAUUAUAGAGGAGUUUUCAAUUAACAACAUACCUCCCUCCAUAAUUUCUAUCUAGUCUGUCUCACAAUAAUUAUAGAGGAGUUUUCAAUUAACAACAUACCUCCCUCCAUAAUUUCUAUCUAGUCCUAUUGUUUUAUAAUAUAAUUCUAUUAUUUUGUAGAAGAAAAUAUAAUUCAUCACAAAGCACACAUUUCACCUAUCUCCAUUCUUGUCCCUUCUCCAUCUCACCCUGAGCAAAAGGGAGGGGGAAGGAGGCAACUCUUACUUAGUGUGACUGGAGAAAAUGUAAAAAAGUCAGAGCUUGAAAUUGUCCUUGUGUUUAGGUAGUAAAGAGUAAUCAUAAAGUGGGUUAGGUACAGCAAAAUAAUUUGAUACUGAACUUGUGCAUAUUUAAUAUGUUUGUUUAAAUAAACUUCUAGAAUAAUAUUACCAUAUCCAUAUAUUAUCAGCAUUUGAAAUCAAAGCCUUACCUUAGUAACAAUAACUCAACAAAGGGGCAUGGGUGACGUUGUUAUAAUUGCUCCUUGUUUACUUAGGAAUCAAAUUUAAGGCACUAAAUAUCAUAGAUUACUCACCACAGUUAUUAUACUCUUAACAUCUUUUUAAAAGUAUAAAAUGUAUUUCAUUUCUGUUAAUGUUAAUAAGCUCAGUUACUAACUAAAUUGUCUGUGGUACUUUGCACUUCAGUAUUUCUGUACUUUUGAUUUAAACAUUAUUUCCCCUUCAUUAGACAGAAGGUAAUGGAAAUUUUUAGAACUUUCCCUUGACUUUAAAAUAUUUCUACUUUUCCAACUGAUAGAAAUGAACAGGCAAAAAGACUCAUAUUGCACUAAUUAAUACAUGUACACACUUAUAUAUGUUUUUAUAAUUAGUCACUCUACUACUUCAGUGAGCCAAAGCAAUUCCAUAAGUUUUUCUCCCAUAUUUACAUAAGGAUUUGAAAACAAUAGAACCAUGAGUUUGAGAGAAUUUUAUUCUAUUUAAACCAGCAAGGUCAUAGACUAUCUUUGGGAAGACGUAUCAUCAACCAAGAUCAUUUGAAAAACAAUAUAUACCUUUUUUUAAGUUGUA